CGCUCAGUCCGUGACGAUCGGACGGCGCAAUAAACUCGAGGACCCGUCGCCUGUCAGCCUCUCGGAACCACUUCGCUGGUUAACGUUGGCCAUGAGCCUGGACAAUUUAUUCGAGGAGAUCCUCGUGACCGAACAGAAGGCUUUGCAAAAAAGACAGUUUCUUCAGAGCGGUAAAGGAUCUUUCAGAAGAAUAUUUCCAUUUGGAUCGGCUGAAGAAGCAGGAAGAGGGCCUGAAGAAACAACGGGAGGAGAUGGUUAAAGAGAAUAAUAUCUACUUAGAAAAUCUAGAGGAGAAGAAAAGAAAAAACACAGAGGAAAGGAAAACAUUUGUUAAAGAAAUAUCAGAAUUCAAUGCUGCAUAUGACCUAUUGAGCAACAGAAUAAUAACAAUUGAAGUAAAUGCCAAGUCAGAAAUAUUUGACUUAGAAACAGAAGCUAAAUAUCUGCAGAAUGAUAUGAAAAACAUGGAACAGAAAAAUAUUCAGCUAAAUGUUCUCCAACAACAGAAAAAUGAUUUAAAAGGAGAACUUCUGCAACUUCAGAACAAAUUACACGGUCUUGAAGAUGAGAUUACUAGAGUAGCUUUUAACACAAAGCUUUUGGAAGCAGAAAGAUUAAAAAUAUGCCAAAAACCACAGACAGACGAUGAGUUUUUACGGUUAAAGAAAGAAUUGGAAUUACACAAAGGUGAUGAUUUGGAGAAUCUGUAUGAGACCCUCCGGACAGAGAUACAGUUCCUGCAGAUGAAGCUAUCACAGGACAACCAUCCACAGAAUAACAAGUCCCAAACUUAACCGUGGUGUGCAUCUGAAUCUGAUUUAUCAAAUGUAACAAAAGCACAUUGGAAAGAGACAACACCAAUAAUUUGAGACAUAAAAUAUGGAUAUUGUGCACAAAAGUGAACUUAAAGUGCUGUUAGUUUAUUUUCCAUUCACAGUAGUUAUAAAUGAAUAAUUAAACAAUCAAUUUAUUUAAUUUACUGCUCAAAUCACAUUCUUUGCUGCAGUGAGAGAAAAAAAGUUUGUUUAACGUGAAAUAAAUGCUGUUGUAUUCAUUU
This is a messenger RNA of Amblyraja radiata (thorny skate), 1057 nucleotides long. Its product is annotated as coiled-coil domain-containing protein 172. The record is from RefSeq and is a predicted model, not a curated record. Gene Ontology annotation, cellular component: cytoplasm. The transcript is spliced from 7 exons. Lineage: Eukaryota; Metazoa; Chordata; Chondrichthyes; Rajiformes; Rajidae. Bases 252 to 794 code for a protein of 180 amino acids.